CCCCUCCAUCAAAAUGCAGAGAACACUCCCAUCUACUGAAGAGGAGUGUAAAUAAACCAACUGUAAUUUGUGUGUGAGAGGUUUCAAAUCCCACAAAAUGUCACAACAAACACAAUAACAGCGUCUAUAAACCAAGAUCAUAUAUUCACAACCGUCACAAUAUACAAAGAGUUUUAUGUUGGGAUGAUGUUAAUGCUGUUGUUCGUGUGCAGUGCAGCGGUUAAAUUGCAGCCUGAUCAGACCGUCUCAAUGUGAACGGUCUGAAAUUUUGUGAGAUUUGAAACCUCAGUACCACACACAAAUGACAGUUGGUCUAUUUCCACUCCCAUUCAGUAGAUGGCAGUGUUCUCUGCAUUUUGAUGGCGGGGGAGGAGGAAGUGAUGAGAGCAGCUAAUUUGAAUUUUCCAAUUAUGCCUUUCAGCACGUGUCUGAUUAACGCUCAAACAUUCAGGAGCUAGUGCAUUACUUUAAAAAAAAAAGUGCAAUAAUCACAUUUUCACUUUGUAAAAAUGAGUUGCUGUUAAUUUCGCUGAACUCUCCGCAAGUAGUUGGUUUUAAAUGAAACCAUGAGUGAAAGGUGCUUUGCGCUUGAUGUCUCCUGUUUACUGUCUGAAUAUCAGCAUGUUGAAAGUAAAUGACUUUUUUUUUCCCUUCUCUUCUUUGUAACAGCAGCUGGUCGCCCCCUUUUACUGGAGGAGGACUGAGCUUCUCACAGCGGUUUGUUUAUUGCAAAGCACACGACAGGAAGCCCAAAAAAAUGUUAGCGGAACUAAAUUUAGCGAAAGCUAAUUGGUCAGCUGAUGGUUUUCAAAGUUAGUUGAAAAGCUAAUCUGCUACCAAAAAUGUUAGCUUUGCUAAUUAGCGGUUAGUGGACUAGCGGAACUGUUCCCACCACUGUGUGUCUGUGAUGUCACUCUGUGGUUCUGACCCACUUCGCUUGCUCUCGUCUAAUAGGUGCAUUUUAAAGAACCGGUGGUUGCCAUGGAAAUGACAGAACCUUGUUUUCCACUUCCGCACCAGCUCCCAAUCAAGAGUCGGAGGAGGCGAGGUCAUGGUCGUGAGUCACGAGGUUAAAAUGUCAUCCUUUAAAAAUGUCAAAGAUCAAAAGGAGCUCGAUGGAAUAAUGUUUCAGUUCAAAGGUUCAUCUGCAGGUGGCGGUGCACGUGACAGCAUGAACACAUGCAGGCAGGCGUCAUAAGCAGGGUGAACCACCAGGGGGCAGCAGAGUCCACACAACAGUCAUUACAGCAGGGGUGCCCAACCGUUUUUGAUCCAAGAUCUACUUUUAACUUUAAAAGUAGUGUAUCGAGAUCUACCAGACCAUAUUGAAAGCAACAACACAAUCUUCUGGCACAAAGCUUUAAUAAUAAUAUUACACUAUUGAAAUAAAUGUGCAUGGUACAAAAAAUCAGCACAGAUAAGACCUGGGACUGGCCCAUAAGAACACACAACCCAAAUAACACUAAGUCCCUUCAGCUGCUCCCCUGUUUGCACUCGGGGUCACCACAGCAGAUUCCAGGUGGAUCUGCAUGUUGAUUUUGGCACAGUUUGUAUGUCGGAUGCCCUUCCUGAUGCAACUCUACAUUGCAUGGAGAAAUGUGGCAGGGGUGGGGUUUGAACCAGGAACAAUACAACGCCUAACGUUCUUUUGAACCUUAGACCUCAAUAGUUUUAUGUACUGUUAAUUACAUUAUGAUUUUUAUGUUAAUUUACAGUCUUAAUGUAUUUAUACAUUGUUUACAUUCUUUUUAUCAUAUACACACGUUUAAUAUUAACAUUAUCUUUAUUAUUAUUAUCAGUAUUAAUAUUAUUGUUAUUUUAUUUGAUCAUUACUUCUAUUUUGUCAUUUGAUUUUUAAAUGGACCACAGUGGAAAUAAGUGAUUUCACUUCUUGUGUCAUACAUGUAUUUGACUUACUAAAUAAACUCAUGCAUGCACACUUUUGAUAUAAAGAUAAUCAGCAUGUGAAUAACACGGGUUCAAACAUUUACAAGCUGUUUAACAAAUCACUUAAUUUUGCUGAGUUUCAUCAUCGUGACAUUAAGUUAUCCUCACAUUACACCUUCAGGUUAUAUGAUUGGUUCAUAACUAAGAGCAUGGAGCUUGUUUUUUGUUUGUUUUUCUUCGCUUUCUGUGACAACCAAUCACAGUUCUUAGAGGACCAGGUCAUACCUAGCAACAGGGUCAGCCCCGCCUCCUCACAAAGAUAGGACUUUCUGUCCCCUCCUUGCUCAGAGUUGCUUUGAGACACUUCUUGGAUUGCUCUUAAAACUUCCUGGUCGGGAAUCGGAGCCUUUGAGAUGUACCCAGGAUACGAGCCCUGGAUGUUUGGGGCACGCGAGGUGAUUUAGCCAGGAAGUUAGCAUCAGAGCGCCUAUGGGUCAUCUUGAAAUGCUGUGUCACAUUCCCUUUUUGGCAGUCAAGCCACACUUGCACUGCAGAUAAGACGGAUGGACUUGACAUUCAAAUGCACACACAAAAAUAAUAAGUUUUAGGUUUUGUGUUUUUUUUUUUUUGUUUUUUUUAGCUUCCACCAUUGUAGUUUCCACCUGCUCUCAUCCAUCUUCUCGUGCCCUUUCGACCCUGCAAAUGUGCAGACAGAAAGACGUGCAAGGGUUUUUUAUGUGAUUGGGGCACACUGGUGUGACAGAGAUGCCCCUGAAAAACAAAACAAACCCUCAGUCAUUCAGAAUGGAAUUUAAAUUAAAAUUCUUUUUAAAUCUACUUAAGUCUGAUUUUACAUCUGUAACUUUCCUCAUGUGUUUUCUGAAAGUUCAUAUCAACAUGUUUACAUGUUUAAGUGCUGCUCUGAUAGGCAAAGCCUCUGGCCAGAGGGCGGAGCCUUCGGCUGCAGCAGCCACUGAGGAGCCAGCAUGUCUGCAGGGGGCGCAGCUGAACACCACCUUGGCUCUGAAGGCGGAGCUAGAGUCUCUGGAGGGGGCGGAGUUUAAUGCACAGAGGGCCAUUGAGGAAACACUUCAGAAGUCAACAAGGGUGAAAAACCUGAUCAGCAGCAGAGCAUCAGAAGGGGUGAAUGUGUCUCACUCUCAGCUGCUCUUCACCUCAUUGGUUAGUGUGGAUGUGCAGAAGGAUCAGCUGAUCAGCCGGGUCCUGCAGGACAGACUGCUGCUGGCCCCGCCCCCUCACAUUUCUGGUCACAAGUCUUUAGAUGCUCCGUCCCUCCUUACCUUCCUGACCUCUGACCUGCACAGACAGAAGGCCCUCCCACCAGAUGACGAUGACCCACUCAGCAGCAGGCCCAUCUUAACCCCAACUCCUCGUCCCGCCUACUCAACCUUUGACCUUUACCGCCAGCGGGUACGCUGGGAGGCCACAGACUGACUGAGGCGCUCUGACUGGUUGUGCUCUUUAUGAUGUCAUAAACAGAGGGAGGACUCAUGAACACUUGUUAAAUAUGUUUACAAAGUAAAUAAACUUCAUUUAAUAAA
Messenger RNA from Thalassophryne amazonica, 3449 nucleotides. RefSeq names its product protein phosphatase 1, regulatory subunit 35 (gene ppp1r35). The record is from RefSeq and is a predicted model, not a curated record. Gene Ontology annotation, molecular function: phosphatase binding. Gene Ontology annotation, biological process: negative regulation of phosphatase activity. Bases 2653 to 3342 code for a protein of 229 amino acids. Lineage: Eukaryota; Metazoa; Chordata; Actinopteri; Batrachoidiformes; Batrachoididae. The transcript is spliced from 4 exons.